CUCUACUUUAAGUUCUUUGGCUUGUGGGAGCACUCAGCUCUCAGUCUGCAAAUGCUUUUGUUCAGGGUAAGAGGAGAGGAGCAACACAUAGUUUUCAUAUUAAAGGGAAAUCACAGAUUCACUCAUGGCUGGGAUAUGGAUUUUGUGUGUCUAUUAUAUGAAGAGAAACCUUCUUUUUAAGGUCUUUUAGGUCUGGUUUAGCCCAGUGGAGAAAACAAGCACUCAUCAGGUUGAGCUCCAACAUGGACCCAAAUGACAACUUGAGCAGAGAGAACUUAAUCUUCUAUCUCACAGUUCCACUCUCUACCAUAAUCAUCCUAGCCAAUCUCUUCAUCAUACUGGGCAUCGCCUGCAACCGCCAGCUCCACAACACCCCAAACUACUUCUUUUUUAGUUUGCUAGUGGCUGAUCUAUGCACUGGCAUCGCCCUGCCUUUCAUUCCCCGCAUGGGACUCAACCGGCGGCUGGACUUCAAGCGAUGCUUGCUAAUGUACAUCUUCCCUAACUUCCUGUUCCUGUCAUUCCUUUUCAAUCUGGUGAUAGUGCAUUACGAACGAUACCUGUGCAUCGUCAGUCCGCUACACCACAGCCAGUUCUGGGUACACCGGUAUUUUCCAUUGGCUUUGUUGAUGGCCUGGUUGCCACCGUUGCUUUAUGCAUCACUCCCUGCUUUUGGUUGGAAUAACUGGGUGGAACUCAACGCCAACAAGACCUCCAAAUUAAAUGAGACUUCCAUUCCAGGAGCUCGCAACGACACUGGAGAAGAUGAGGUUUGCUCCUACAAGCAGGUCUUUCCUGUCGCCUUUAUCUACUUGGAAGUGUACGGACUGGUGCUACCGGCCAUGUUGUCCAUCGUGGGCAUGACGACCCGGGUGUUGUGGAUAGCACACAAGCAGUUACGCAACAUCUGUAAACUUCAACGUGCCGUGGACCGUCUGCAGCAGCAACAGUCAGACCACGAACAGCAGCUUAACCUGCGCUACGCCAAGUGUGUGGCCGCCGUGUCGCUCACAUUCCUCGUCUGCUGGGUACCGUAUAUCGUCUACCAGCACAUGUCUGUGGCAAAGCUUCAGAGCGGGGUGAGCUCUUCCAGCUCUUCCCUGUACAUCAUCAUGUCCUGUACGGGCAUUGGGAGCAUGGCCAUCAUUCCCCUCAUACUAGGACUAGCUAACAGGCAGUACACCGAGCCCAUCAGCAGGGUGAUGGUGAAACUGAGAUACCGCUGGAGAGGACAGAACAGCAGAGAUAUCACGCUUUGACAAGUGGGUUUAGAAGAGCUUUAGGAUGUAUAAAUUGAAUGCGUAAAUGACUCUAUAUGACUCGAGUUGUUCUAGUCGUAAGUUCUGUUGUGUGUUACCUGUUUUAUGAAUUUUAAAAGAACAAAAUACUUUAUCCAUCCAUCCAUCCAUCCAUCUCUAUAGCAAAGAAUAGCUUAAAUUUUAUUUGUGCAUACCCAUGCAAAUAUCUUCUUUCCAUUAAACAUAUUCACAGGCUAUUCAGAGACAAAUAAAAUGACAUUUCAGUUGAAUUUGAUAAUCAAAUCCAUUAGAGGGUAAGAGUCAUCAUACGCAGGGGAAGUUCAGUGGACAACGUAUUAGCUUACAAUAUGUCACAGUGUACGGUAUAACUCAGUCAAAACGAUUCUCUCUGUGAUACAGCAGUUACAAUGAGGCAUACUUUAAUUUCAUAAAGUGCAAGCAAUUAUAAAUAAAUGAACAAAUAUGGGAACUUAAAAUUGACCAGUGGGAUGAUGACACAGUUAAGGAUAUGAUUGUGUAUAUGGUCUGAUUCCCAGAAACGGUCCUCCCAGUGACAAAUCCACUAAAAGUGCAUUCAUCAUUAUGACUCUGGAGAAAAUCUUUUGAAAAUUGUUUAUGUAUGCACUUCCAUAAUGUGUGUUUCUGUCUGUGUGAGCCAAAGUCACAGCUAAAAAAUGCAUAUUAACUGUAAACAAGAGAAACAAAGACAAACUGAGCUGCCUUUUAAUGGUUUGUUUCGCAUGUUAAAUUAGGAAAAUGUUGAGUCCCUUGACAAUAUUUCUGUAACGUUACUUCAAACAUUGGCAGCUACACUCCAGUGUUGAUCAUUAUUCAAAUGUACAUUUAUAUAAAGAAGAAAGUAUUUGGUAAACCUUUUUUGAAAGGAUUGAAAUAGAAACUAGAUAAGGUCGCAUGUUCAAGAGUGCAUAUUUUGCAUUUUCAAAACCCUGUACUUUCUUCCUUCCCUGUAGCUUUCAGUAUGAGCUUUUCCAUCAGAAAAUGAAUAUUGUCUAAUUAGGGGUGCUUGUAAUUUGCUUGCAAACUGUUGUUCACACUUCAGGUUGGGGAUUUGAGCAAACUCCCUUACCCUAAGUUAUUAAACUUCGGCACAUAACUUUGACUUGAUAUGAUACCUAAAAUUCUGCAGCGGACAAUAAAACGGGCAAAAACAUCCAACAAACUUACAUAGAAGCUGGGUAUCAUUGGCUAUAUAGUGGUUCAUAAAUCAAGUAUAAUGGGAAACGUAUAAAAGGGUACAACAUAUUGGAUGGAAAUACCCAUCUCCUCGGCUCCACAUUUUAAGUAUUGGCCUGUCACACUUCCGCCAAUUGAUGUUGAUGAAAAAAGCUAAUCUUUGGACAGUUACUCCUCUGCCUUUGUCUGCGUAAAUUAUGUGUUUAUAAAUGUGAAGCACAGAUGAAAUAUGUUUUUAUAGAAGGGCAUUAUAUAAACGCUGCACCAGUGUUUUAGUCCAGUCAAAAUGAUUUCUAAAUAGUUGACUCAUUAAAUGUCUUACAGUGCAA
Molecule: messenger RNA, 2782 nt
Organism: Myxocyprinus asiaticus (Chinese sucker)
Lineage: Eukaryota; Metazoa; Chordata; Actinopteri; Cypriniformes; Catostomidae
Gene: gpbar1
Product: G protein-coupled bile acid receptor 1
Exons: 2
Coding region: 243-1259 (338 amino acids)
Biological process (GO): G protein-coupled receptor signaling pathway
Cellular component (GO): membrane
Molecular function (GO): G protein-coupled bile acid receptor activity
Source: RefSeq, a predicted model, not a curated record